Molecule: messenger RNA, 2082 nt
Organism: Mollisia scopiformis
Lineage: Eukaryota; Fungi; Ascomycota; Leotiomycetes; Helotiales; Mollisiaceae
Exons: 2
Coding region: 313-1731 (472 amino acids)
Source: RefSeq, a predicted model, not a curated record
CAACCGUCAGCAGCCUUCCGUAACGCUGGUGAUCCGAAUGAAUAUGUCAGUGCGAGGAACUCUUCUUGCUUCUUCUCCAGAUCUACAACAUUCUCCUAUCAAAUUAUCUCUGAUCCGGAGAAACAACAUCACAUAUUGCUCCAAAAGGUUAUCUCGAACGCCAGCACUUGCUUGCGACUUGUUAGAGUUCAUCGACCGCGAGGCUCGAGGUAUUGCAUAAUAAAGAGGCUCGCGUAGUAUCUUUGUCAUAUAAAACGGCAUUUGAUUACUCGACGAGACGGCUAAUCUACACAUGCUGGAUUUCUAGAAGAUAUGAGAGAUGAACCAGUCGGCCUUAGAGAAUCCCCGCAAAGAGUUAUAGACGAUAUCCAAUCGAAAGAGGUCGAGAGGACCCGCAUAGCGUCUGCAGGUCCGAAUUAUUCUGGCAUUGGCUAUCGCAAGACUACGAAAUCCAACAAGACCAAUGUGGCAGACCGAAGCCUCUCCCCAGUCUCCUCGAACGCGAUGAACGCGCUGAACGGCCUUACCAUACCCUCCGCAGAGCCCACAAAGAAAUCUAAAUCGACGAGCACUAUAAGAUCGGUACCCUCAGAUCAAGGCUCACUCCUUUCCACCUCCCAAGACGAUCCCUCUCGACGAGCCCAAGGUCGAAGCGAUCCUACGGCGAUGCCACAUUACACCGGCGAGCACAUUCCAGCUAUACCCGUAUCGUCAUCACUGAAUAACCUCACUCGUCAACAUUCAAACUCAACCGGGCUCUCCGUAGCGAGUAGCGUUGUGCGCAGAAUAUCCUCCGAAUUUGGCCCAACACGUUCACUGGCCAGCACAAACGGUCUACACAUCCCCGAGGACUCCGCCAGCACGAGCGAGACGCACGACACGAACGACUCGAACAGUGCGAGCAGCGCGAACGGGGUCAACGGCAGCAGUCUUGUAACGUCACCUUUAAACCCCAACACCACCCAGCAAUGGAGCACUGCGGUCGGACGAUCCACCCUUGGAAAGUCUGGCCGGGUGAUUGAGAAAUUGCAAAACCAGCUCGAUACCAUGCGCAGGGAACUAACGUCGGAGAAGGCCAACACGGUCGAGUACAGAAAUGCGGUGGCGUUGGCGGAGACGAAGAUGGGUCAGAUGAGGGAGGAAUACGAUAUCGCGUUGCAUGAUGCGGCGAUUGCGAAGACGUCGUUGAAGAGGAGGGAGCGUCAGGUCGCGGAGAUGAAGGCCCAGAUUGAGUCGGAGAAGCAGAGGGCGGAUAAGGCGGUCGAGAGGGAGAAGGGGUGGAGGGAACAGAUGGAGAAGGUGGAGGAGGAGAGCAAGAGGAAAGUUGAGGAGGCUCAAAUGCACGCGGCGCUGAUGGACGGACGGGUGAAGGCUAUGUCGAGUCACUGGAAAGACCAGGGGGCGGAAGUCAACCGGACGGUCGUCAAGCUACGGACGGAGAUUGGCAAGAUCGUCGAGGCGAGGAGGGCGGAUGAUAACAGGAUGAAUAUGCUUCAAGGACUAUGCGAUCAGCAGGCCGAACAGCUCACUUCCCUCCAAGCCGAGAAGGAGGCCAUUGAGCGGAAGUUCGAAGAGUACAAGCGAGAGCAGGAACAGGCGUUACAGGACAUCAAAACCAAAGCGAUAUCCCAAGAGCAACAGAACGAGUCGAAGUUACAGGAGACUCAAGAGGUACUCGGGCAACUGAAAUGGGCUCUCAAUCUACAGAAGAACACCAGAAGUCCUCGUUGAAUUACAUGGAAGGGAGGAAGGCUGCACAUAUGUGUAUAAUGGACAACGAGGGAGGGCACUUAUGAUGAUACUUAUGACCUGAUGAGCAAAGCAAGCAAGCAAGUAACUACAUACAUUUCAUGGCGCGGGGGUUUGUUUGUUUGUCUGUCUGUUGGUUGACCGGUUGGUUGGAUAGACUUGGCGCGGUCAGUCGGUCUGUUCUUCGCUCGCAUUUGCAUGGGGUUCACUGGAGUUUUUACUUACCUACCUUCUGUUUGUAUGGGUGAGGAAGUUCGUGCCAAGAGGAUUGAAGAGUGUAUGUAGAGAUGAUAGAGAGAGGAAGGUUGAUCUCAAUGAAUUUGAGGUUGCGAU